This is a messenger RNA of Harpegnathos saltator (Jerdon's jumping ant), 1209 nucleotides long. RefSeq names its product Cytochrome c heme lyase (gene Cchl). Gene Ontology annotation, biological process: cytochrome c-heme linkage. Gene Ontology annotation, molecular function: holocytochrome-c synthase activity. The record is from RefSeq and is a predicted model, not a curated record. Lineage: Eukaryota; Metazoa; Arthropoda; Insecta; Hymenoptera; Formicidae. Gene Ontology annotation, cellular component: mitochondrion. The transcript is spliced from 5 exons. Bases 230 to 1051 code for a protein of 273 amino acids.
GGUCUAGAAAGAUACAGUGUGUUGGUCAUCUAAUUUGUUCAUUUAUUAUACUCAUAAUUCCUGCACAGUCAAUCACUUCGAAUACUUCGAAUUCUUGAUUUGUAUGUAUUAUAUAUCGCAUUUUAGGAAGACUAAAAAAUUCAGGGCGCGAAAUAGAGGAAUCAUAAAUUGCUAAAAUUAGGAUUUCAUCAAUUAUAUACGUCGAAAGUCAACGAUAGAGUCAAUUAAAAUGGGUAAUGCUCUUGUUACGGCAUCUGUGUCAGCCACUGAUAUAAUAGCACCAAUAUCUCAGCAAACUACCAAAUCUAGCAAUAUGAAAGAAUGUGGAAGUAAUCCAUCAGCAGAAUGUCCAAUGCAUAGACCAAAUCGAUUAAAUACUAUAGAUUAUACCAGCAAAUGUCCAAUAGAUAAAAUGGAUGGAAGUGAUAUAAAUCCAUUAAAUAUGAUGUCACCAGCAAAUCAACAACCUUCUCCAGGUCAGCCAUUCCCAUUACCAACGAAUAGAGAAGUCUCAUCGAUACCAAAUGCAACUAAACCUGGAGAUGAAAAUUGGCAAUAUCCUUCUCAACAGAUGUUUUGGAAUGCUAUGUUAAGGAAAGGGUGGCGAUGGGAAGACAGUGAUAUCACUCCACAAAUUAUGGAUGUCAUAGUAAAGAUUCAUAAUGUUAACAAUGAGCAAGCGUGGAAGGAGGUUCUCAAAUGGGAAGCCCUUCAUGCAUGUGAAUGCAGCAGUCCCAAAUUGCUUAGUUUUUCUGGGAAUGCAAAAAAAUAUUCUCCACGUGCACGUAUUCGUUAUUGGAUGGGAUACAAACUACCAUUUGAUCGACAUGAUUGGAUCGUGGAUCGCUGUGGUAAACCUGUAAGAUAUGUCAUUGAUUAUUACGAAGGUGAUAAGGUUUAUGAGAAUUAUUCAAUUGCAUUACUCGAUGUACGGCCUGCUAUGGAUUCGUGGGAAAAUGUUUGGGAUCGAAUGAAAGUAGCAUGGUGGAGGUGGAGAUAUCAACCUAAUGAUGAGCCAAUAUCUACUGCAUCUGCUGCCAAUACACAGUAAUUAAUAUAAAUUGAUACUAAAAUGAAGUAAUCUAGUUUGAAGUUUUAAUAAAAUAAUAAUGCCUUAAUAAUUGCGUAUAAUAUGACGCUUAUUAUACAUUAAGUUAUUGUUAUCUUAUAAAAGAUUGCAGAAUAUCACAAUAAAGUGAAUCAAAAAAA